GCUUUUAGCUUGAUUGAUUUUUGGUCUGCGCAAAGCUUAUCUGAAAACCUCCUCCUCCUGCAACUCUACUUAGUCGGGCUCUAUAUCGUGAGGCAGGCUGAAUCAUGAGACUCGAAACCACCCCCGGAAUGCAACCCCAACCUUACCGACCAUACCGCUCGUCAGACCAUGUGUUGAGCUAGGUCUAGGGCGGUUCUUACUGGUAAGUAGGGGAUUUUUUACUAGGAUGUGUUAUCAUUGAAAGGUAGGCUGGCCGCCCAGGAUGGGCAAGCAAACCCAACGGCCCUCGAAGGUCGCCGAGAAAGGAGAGAGAAAAAGAAAGAAAGAGGACCGCGUGACUCGGUCUGCUUGCUGCUUACUUAGUAAGCUUCCAAGGUCCCUUUUUAGCGUCCAUAUUUAUUCCAACUGUCGCCUUUUACCCCUGUUGUCCUCCUACAACACCGACAGUAAUGGCGCUCCUUCUUUGGUCUGUCUCUUCCUUUCUGCUGGCAUGUGUGGUAUUUUUGGUGAGGAGGACACGCGGUAGUCGUAGAAUCCCGUUAGAUGCCCGGCCUUUACCAGGACCCAAGUCUCUCCCUCUUGUCGGCCGAGUACACGAUGUCCCGGCUGAAGCAUCGUGGCUGAAGUUCUACGAGUGGAGCAAGGAGUAUGGCCCCAUAUACCAAACCGAGAUGUUCGGCUCUGUCCACGUGUGGAUCUCGUCGGAGCAAAUCGCCCAUGAUCUGCUCUCGCGACGAGCCGCCAACUACUCGGAUCGGCCACAGAUCCCCAAUCUUCCAGACAACCGGACAAGCGGGCACUAUCUAGCGCUCUCGGGACGAAACGAAACUUGGAAACGUCAGCGGAAACUCUGCCAGCAGCUGAUGACUAUAUCGUCUAAUUCUUCAUUGCACGGCUACCCCCCCAAGGAGCGAGACCGCUUCCUCUACCUGCUCUCCCAGAACCCUUCGCAAUACCGAGAGCUAGUCGAACAGUUCACCUCACGGACCGUGUCCCGCCUCUCCUGGGGCAGUCCGCACCCAGCGCAGCUCCUGCGAGCGACGACCUUCGGCCUGCUCGAGACGAUCUCCCCGUCCGGCGCCCUCCCCAACGUCAUAUCCUGGCUCCGGCACAUCCCCGCGUUCCUGAGCCCCUGGAAGCAGAAGGAGGCCGCGCGGCACAGGCUCGAAGCUGGACUUCUGAAGGGCAGCGUGCAGUACGUGCACGACCGGAUCGACGAGGGAAACGCCAAGCCAAGCUUCGUGCACAGCUUCAUCAGCAAUCUGAGUCGGCAGAGCGAUCGGAGCAAGUGGGGCGACGAGGCGGAGGCGACCUAUGUCGUCGGCCAGAUGGCUAUUGCGGGCGCCCUCACGAUCGGGAGCCCGAUCCAGAGCUUCAUGCUGGCCAUGCUGCAUUACCCGGACUGGCAGGAGAAGCUGCAGGGCGAGGUUGACUCUGUGUGCGAGGGGGAGUGUCCGGCGUGGAGUGAUCGCGAACGAUUGCCGCUGCUGAGGGCUGUGGUUAAGGAGGUCAUAAGAUGGCGUCCGCCGGUUCCUACAGGCAUCCCCCACGCAAUCGAACAAGACGACGUCUACAACGGCUACUUCAUCCCCGCGGGUGCAACCAUCCACGCGCUAGAAUGGGCCAUCACCCGCAACGAGGCCGUCUACCCAGACGCCGAAACCUUCAACCCGGCGCGCUGGCUGGAGCCCAGCUACCCGACGUACAAGGAGCCGCUGAGCGUGUACCCGAACCUGCACGGGUACAGCCAGUUCGGGUUCGGGCGGCGCACGUGCCAGGGCGUGCCGAUCGUGGACCAGGACCUGUUCCUGGCCAUGGGCGGGAUCGCGUGGGCGCUUGAUCUGAGGAAGAAGAAGAAGAUGGUGAAGGUGAAGAAGAGGAUGAAGAAGACGGUGGUGGAGACGUCCAGCGCGGAUGGCACGGAAACGGGUGCGGAAGAAGAAGUGGAAGAGGAGAUUGAGGAGGAGGUGGAGGUGGAGGUGGAGGUGCCGGUCCACUGGAACGACUACACGCCGCUGCUGAUCGCGAAGCCGAUGCCCUUCGAGUUCGACGCGACGGUGCGCGGCGAGGGGAAGGAGGCGCAGCUGAGGCAGAUGUGGGAGACGGGGAAAGGCGAGGAUGACGAGGAGGAAGAGAGGCAUCAGAUGGUGGAGCAUGUACACAAACCCACUGCUGGUAGAGAUGGUGGUCAUGGCAGGAGAGGUGAUGGAGACGUGCUGGCGCCGGAAACGGACGAAGAUGAUCAUGAUGGCAGUGAUCAUGGCAGCGAGACUAGUGCUGCGGCGGGUUCCAUGACGACGGACUCGGUGCUAUCUGUGGUCAGCAGUACUGAGUCGGAAAGAGACAGCGUGGAUGUGGAUGCAGACUGUUGUUGUGCGUCGACGUCGGUGCGCAGAUUGGGCGAGGAAGAGAAGCAAGAGAAGCAGAAGCGCAGGGCGUUUGUGUCAAGUGAGGAGGAUGAGUAGGUAAGGGGCGAGCCAGCAAGCAAGCAAGCAAGCAAGCACUGCUGCUACCAACCUAGUAUGUCUCUGGGUAUACCUACCUGCCCAGUCUCGAGCGUGCUGUGGAAUUUUAGGAUUCUCAAAAGGUUCUUGUGAUGACGUUCGUUUAUAGUCUUAAUACCGGUUGGAUAAUACCUAGGUAUUCAUGAUGGGUUUCUGGUUUCUAGUUAGGUACCUAUUUAGGGGGACAAGUACCAAAGGUGUAGGAAGUAUCUAUUCUCAUCUCUGUUCAAAGUAUGUAUCGGCUAGGUAGUA
This is a messenger RNA of Hypoxylon fragiforme, 2756 nucleotides long. Its product is annotated as cytochrome P450. The record is from RefSeq and is a predicted model, not a curated record. NCBI's taxonomy places the organism in Eukaryota, Fungi, Ascomycota, Sordariomycetes, Xylariales, Hypoxylaceae. The transcript is spliced from 6 exons. The coding region runs from base 450 to 2465 and encodes 671 amino acids. Gene Ontology annotation, molecular function: monooxygenase activity; heme binding; iron ion binding.